Messenger RNA from Lachancea mirantina, 3576 nucleotides. NCBI's taxonomy places the organism in Eukaryota, Fungi, Ascomycota, Saccharomycetes, Saccharomycetales, Saccharomycetaceae. The record is from the annotation of a GenBank genome assembly.
AUGGCAGAAGUCGAAGUCAGCAAGCCUUUGCUGAAGCUGAAGCUUCUGGAAUCACUUCGUAAAGCCGACUUUACGUCGUUGGAAUCACUCGUUAAGACACAAUUUCAACCACCUGAAGAUCCUAGUGUAAAGGAAGUAGAGCAGCUAAUUCUACACUAUGCGGUGCAAGUGGCACCUUCACAACUCGUCAAAGACAUUGUGGAGCGGUGGACUGGAGACGGUGGAUUGCAUUUGAACCUUAACUUUCAGGAUAACGAGGGAAACACUCCGUUGCAUUUAGCUGCGUAUCAAUCUCGUGGAGACGUGGUAAAUCUUCUUUUGAGUCGGCCAGGCAUCAACGAUUGCAUUCUUAACAACUCGGGCCUCCAGCCAAUCGAAAUGUGCAAGAACUUGAAUAUCGCGCAGAUGAUGCAGGUCAAGCGCGCGGAAUACGUCGCCGAAGUGGCCCAAGAGUUCCGGAUCGCUUUCAAUAACCGCGAUUUUGGACAUUUGGACCAGAUCAUGAGCAACGCUCGAAACGCAGAGCUUCUUGACAUCAAUGGGACCGAUCCAGAAAGUGGAGAUACCGUAUUGCAUGAAUUCGUGCGGAAAAAGGAUAUUGAGAUGUGUCGUUGGAUUUUAGGUCACGGAGGAGAUCCCUUCAAAAGAGACCGUAAGGGUCGGCUGCCAGUAGAACUGCUAGGCAAAGUAUCGGGUACGGAGCAAACGUCUGGGAAGCCCUCUGUUGAGGUCGAAUUAAAGCAUCUCUUUGAGAAGGCUGCACGAGAACAGAGCGUUAUCGAUGUUGCUAGCAAUCUUCACGAGCCUCCCACUUAUAAGGGUUAUUUAAGAAAAUGGACCAAUUUCGCACAAGGAUAUCGGUUGCGAUGGUUCAUUUUAGGUUCCGACGGAACUCUUUCGUACUACAAGGACCAAGCUGAUACCAAAAAUGCAUGUCGCGGUUCUUUGAAUAUGUCUACUUGUUACUUGCACCUUGAUUCCUCGGAGAAAUUGAAAUUUGAGAUAGUCGGUGGCAGCGAUGGGGCUGUCAGGUGGCAUUUGAAGGGUAAUCAUCCAGUCGAGACGAAUAAAUGGGUUUGGGCUAUUCAAGGAGCUAUUAGGUUUGCGAAGGAUAGGGAAAAACUUAUGAGGAACGCCAAUGGAUCAACCCCGCCGGGCCAGCUUCUCAAUUCCUCGGCGGGACACAAGGUAGGUGGACUUAACAAAAGCAUGACGGCUUCCAAUGCUCAGGCUAUGCAUUCUCUUCAUACUAAAUCCGGUAAGCAUCAGCAUCAUAGAUCUCUCAGCUCGAUAUCGUCGGUUUCGUCAAGCGACUAUGACCUCAAUGAACAUUUGACCGCCAGCGGCAAGGACUACGUGGCCCGAGUUAGAUCUAGGACCGGAAAUUCAACAGCCGCCUCUUUGCGUACCUCUGUUACAGGUGGGCAAAGCGCUAGAUCAAGUCUCUUCAAAGGCGGAUCUGGUGGUGAAGAAGCCAGCGAGACGGGCUUGGAUCCAGUUUCUGACAUGAACAAGACUGCAUCAGACUACGAUGAGGACCUCAAAACAGAAUACGGUCCGCACAACCAAGAGCUUGAAAUUUUGCAAAGAUCAAUUUCUAUUGAGCUUGCGUCUUUAAACGAGCUUUUGGAAAACUCUCAGCCUUCUGAGGCUGCAAUGGAAGCCAUAAAAAAGACCCUGACUGCCUUAUCUCAGAACUUCAAUCAACUCAACGUUUUAUCUUCUACUAGGGAUAAGAAGCUUAUUAAAAUGCUGACUAAACAGCGGGAUGUUAACAACCUUUGGAUAAAAUCGGUCAAGGAUCUUGAACUAGAAUUAAUUGAGAAAACCGAGCGUUUGAGCUCUCUUGAUACAGAGAGAAAGAAUUUAAAGAAGUUGCUUCAGAGAAAACUUCUAGAAGUGUCGGAGGCCGGUUAUGCUAGCGAGAAUUCAAGUGGUGCCCAAGACCCUGAUCAUCUAGCUCAGGAAUCUGCAACUACAAAGCCCUUGGAGGAAAUUGCAGACUUUAUUAAAUCCAACAAGGAAAAAGAGGAAGACUCAGAACUCGAUGAAUUUUUCGACGCUGACGAUCUAGAUGACCUAGAUAGAGAGGGAGAGAAUGAAAGCGCUGCUCAGGACAAGAGAUCACAUGGAAGACCUCAAUCAAAGGAUGCAAGCGAGCAGUUAGAGGUCCCAGUUGCGAAUUAUGAGAACCAGAAAGACGAAAUUGUGAAGGAAAAGGAUGUGCCCUCGAUGGAAAUUAGCGACAGUACUAAGAAAGAUGCUGACGUAGAAUUUACCGAAGCACAAAAGGAAAAAAGGGAGAUGCUACUCAAAGAAGGGUCGUACUUGGGCUACGAAGAUGGCGUCAGAACAAAGCUGAGGAUAAGCAAGGAUAAUCGUCCAAAAAUGAGUUUAUGGUCUGUUUUGAAAUCCAUGAUUGGCAAAGACAUGACCAGGAUGACUCUGCCUGUGACAUUCAAUGAGCCUACGUCUUUGCUUCAAAGAGUAGCAGAAGACCUUGAGUAUUCCAAUCUCCUUGAUGAAGCGGCCACUUUUGAGGAUUCAACCCUCAGAAUGUUACACGUGGCUGUAUUCUCAGCUUCUUCUUACGCAUCUACCAUCAAAAGGGUGGCUAAACCUUUCAAUCCCCUCCUGGGUGAAACUUUUGAAUAUUCCAGACCCGAUAUGCAUUACAGGUUCUUCACAGAACAAGUAUCCCAUCACCCAGUAAUAUCUGCAACAUGGACAGAGUCCCCUAAAUGGGAUUUCUACGGUGAGUCAAAUGUGGACUCAGACUUCAACGGCAGAUCAUUUGAUUUUAAACACUUGGGCUUAUGGUAUCUGAAUAUUAGGCCCGACUCGCAAACGGAAAGCGAUCUCUACACAUGGAAAAAGCCUAACAACACGGUUGUAGGUAUCCUCGUGGGUAAUCCGCAAGUUGAUAAUUAUGGUGACGUCGAAAUUGUGAAUCAUACCAAUGGAGAUCGAUGCUGCAUCCAUUUUAAAGCCCGCGGGUGGCGCUCAUCGAGUGCCUAUGAGUUGAAAGGUGAAGUUUACAAUGGCAAAGGCGGAAAAGAAUGGAUAUUUGGUGGACAUUGGAAUGAGGCGAUUUAUGCAAAGAAAGUUUUGAAACCUAACUCUUCAGAGGAAAUGCAAUUAGAAAAAACAAAGGCAGGAAUUCCAGCAACAGCAAGGAGUAAAACGGGACCCCAGUCUGAUGGGUCCAAGUUUCUAGUCUGGCAUGCUCAUAGUAGACCAGAAACUCCAUUUAAUCUGACGCAGUUUGCAAUCACGUUGAACGCUCCACAACCGAAGUUGCUUCCAUGGAUCGCGCCGACGGACACAAGACACAGGCCUGAUCAGCGCGCUAUGGAAGAGGGUCGUUACGAUGAGGCUGGUGACGAAAAGCACCGUGUAGAACAAAAACAGAGGAAGGCUCGACGGGAAAGAGAGCUCAAUCACGAAGAAUACAAACCCAAGUGGUUCAAACAAGAGACUCAUCCUGUGACCAAGCUGAAAUACUGGAAAUACCAGGGAGAAUACUGGAAGCGCAGAAAAGACCAUAAGCUUGGUGAUUGUCCUGAUAUUUUCUGA